GCCUUCUCCCUUCAAAGAACACCACGUCUACAAUUGACAACUCACCCGGAAGUUUGCGCUGCCGGAGCCAGGUCACUUCCGGGUCGCCGGCUCCGCUUCGUUCCCCUCCUUUUUUUUUCCUUCGGCCACGCCGCAGGUGGGAACCGGCUUACAUCCGGCUCCCUUCGCAGGUGAGGUUGGGGUGCGACGCCCACCUUCGCUAGGCCUCGGCCGACGCUUUGGUCUCACUUUCCUUUCUCGCUUCUCGCUUUUCAGUUCACCCUUCAGCGCUUGCGGCCGAGAGAUGUUGCUGAGGAGCUGGCAGGGCCCCGGAGCCUCCCUGAGGUUGCCGGCUGCGGCGCUGCUGCUGCUGCUGCUGCUCAACCUGGGCUGGUCUGUCCGCGCCUCGGAGAUCACCUUCGAGUUGCCAGAUAACGCCAAGCAGUGCUUCUAUGAGGAGAUCGUGCAGGGCACCAAGUGUACCCUGGAGUUCCAGGUAAGGGCGUCUCGCACGCCAGACAGGCCCUUGUCUCUUGUGAGAGCUGUCUUUUAGUUGCCUGCCUUUGGGUUAUUCUAGAAUACAGUGGUACCUCAGGUUAAGUACUUAACUCGUUCUGGAGGUCCGUUCUUAACCUGAAACUGUUCUUAACCUGAAGCACCACUUUAGCUAAUGGGGCUUCCUGCUGCCGCCACGCCACCGGAGCACAAUUUCUGUUCUCAUCCUGAAGCAAAGUGCUUAACCUGAAGCACUAUUUCUGGGUUAGCGGAGUCUGUAACCUGAAGCGUCUGUAACCUGAGGUACCACUGUAAGUGCUGUGGUGUAAUUAGAGGCAGGCGCGUGUGGCGCUGUGGGUUAAACCACAGAGCCUAGGGCUUGCCGAUCAGAAAGUUGGCGGUUUGAAUACCCGCGACGGGGUGAGCUCCCGUUGCUCGGUCCCUGCUUCUGCCAACCUAGCAGUUCGAAAGCACAUCAAAGUGCAAGUAGAUAAAUAGGUACCACUCCAGCAGGAAGGUAAACGGCAUUUCUGUGCACUGCUCUGGUUCGCCAGAAGCGGCUUAGUCAUGCUGGCCACAUGACCCGGAAGCUGUACGCCGGCUCCCUCGGCCAAUAAAGCAAGAUGAGCGCCACAACCCCAGAGUCGGUCAUGACUGGACCUAAUGGUCAGGGGUCCCUUUACCUUUACCUAGGCAGGCAAUAUUGUGAUUUAAAAUUACCCCAUAAAGCAGAUACUGAAAAGCCAACGUGGAGCAGGGAGAUCUACCUUCUUGUCUUCUUUUUUGCAGCUUUUUAUGUUUAGGUUCCUGCAUUGCAGGGAGUUGGACUAGAUAAGCCUUGGGGACCCUUCCAAUUCUACAAUUCUGUGUUCCUCAAAUGCGGGGUGGGGUGGGGCACAAAUAGGGAAUUGUUCCCUUUCUGCUGCUGCUUGUAGAAUGCCAACAGGUGGUUCAGGAAUACUUUUCCAGUUAACUUUGGUUUGGUUAUUUCAGUUCUUGCAUUUAAUCUUCAAAGGAUAAUAUAAAUGUGUACUGAUAUCUUUCCUUAAGAGAAAUGUGAUGUUUCAGUAUAUCUCGUGUGUCUGUCUGUAUCCACUCACUGUUUUAUAUUGUGCCUAAGGUUCUGUUUUAUUUCUCUGUGUAUGUUAAUUUGUGAGUGCUCGGCCCUGAAAGGUAACUAUUAAGCAAUUGAAAUUUAAAAAGUGGGAGACGUAAUUAAAAUAGUCAGAUAUUGUCUAAAGAUAACAUGUUGAGAUGUUUCAAAGUGAAGUUGUGGUCCUCAUGAGAGAAAAGAGAGGUCCAAGUUUAUUUAAAUGCUUGCAUGAGUAAAGGGCAUAUAACACCAACUGCCUGUUGCAGUUUUCAGUUGGAGAAUCACACAGUGACUCCUUGGAUCUCUCUGGUGCAGCUGCAUCUGUUCAAAAGUAAACGGUAGCAAUUUUUUGGCUUUCAAACCAUCAGAUCUAGUGUCCUUCAAUACUUGCACUAUGCUGUGCAUAGAAAAGAGAGUAAUAUUAAAUAAGUUUGAGUUAGGUUAAAGGAAUGCAGUAUAACUUACAGGACAGAAAAAUAUAUACAACCAAUUGUUACUCAUAUGGCCCAGUAAAAUGCAUUAAUUGUUGGGUGUAAUCCAAUAAGAAUGUAUGCGUUCUGGUGUGUUUCACACUUUUGACUACUUUCUGAAAACUAAUGGGAAAGAUUGCUACCAUAAGUUAUUUCUUUGUGUGCUGCCAAGGCAGAAACUUUGAAAGAAUCAAGGAAGUUCAACAUGUAUUAUUAUUCCUGUUUUCUUUUUUAAGAAGCAAAAAAUUUGGAAUAUAAAACCUAAAGCCAGAUUGCUACAUUACUCCAGCUACCACUUCUCUGUAAACUGGCAAUGAGAUGGAGCAGUGGACAGCAGAGAUCAGUAGUUAGGGGAGGGAUACUUAACCUUAAACCCCACUGCCCCCACUAGUGUUUCAGAUUUUUGUUUCCAUCUUGCACAUGAGAAUGAAACCCAGGGGUAGUGUGUCAAAUAGUGUUUUCUGUUAAAGAUGUUCACCAGGUGCGACCUAAAAUGUCAAGCAAUACAUUUCUUUGCUACCCAGCCUGAAUAGUGAAUCAUCUCAUCGUUAAAUGGAAACAAAGGGAGCAUUCCUUAUUAUGCAAUCUGGCAACGCCAGUUCUGUGAAGCCACAGAACACUGACCUAUUUGACAACUUUAGAUUGUCAUGCUACCUACUUCCUCAUUCCUUCCACUCAGCAAGGUAGUACAGUGUUGUGCUUCUGCAAAUCCCCCCACCGCUGUUUGGGUUGAGCAAUUUUAGACCGUUAUUCCCAUAUAUCAAAUUGACUUUACUGAGAGAAUGUUUCAAAUAAAGAAGGUUUAGGAGAUCGUGUUAAAGCAGUAAAAUAGGUACCAUCUCACUGGUGUCUUCCACACAUAGCUAAUGUGGGGAAUUAGUGUUAUAAGUGGUCCCUUUUCUUGGCUCUCUUUAUAGGUUAAUACUCUUCCCAUGCUGGAGUUGAACUGCCUUUAAUAAUUGUACCUAAUGCUAUGGGUUUCCCCUUUCUUAUGGAAGGAUAUUUUGCUAGGAAGGGUGAUAUGGCUGACUAUUCCAAGUACCAGUUUUCUUUGUUCCAUAGGUGAUCACUGGAGGGCACUAUGAUGUUGACUGCCGCUUAGAAGAUCCAGUUGGCACUGUGCUAUACAAAGAGAUGAAGAAACAAUACGAUAGCUUCACCUUUACCGCAUCCAGAAAUGGGACGUACAAGUUUUGUUUCAGCAAUGAGUUUUCUACCUUUACACACAAAACAGUGUACUUCGACUUCCAGAUUGGAGAUGAUCCGCCUCUGUUUCCUAGCGAAAACAGAGUUACUGCACUUACUCAGGUAGUUACACAACUGAGUAUAAAUAUAAAUAUAAAUAUAAAGUUAGACUUUAAUUCUCAUACCACCAAUUAGAAUUUUGAGUUUUGCUGCCUUUGGAAGACUUGGGCAUUUGUCAUAGCUUUACAAUGCAUUCCUAAGCCAAAGCUACUCAAAAAUAAGUCCUUUUGAAUUUAAUGGCUCUUAUUUCCAGGUAAGUAGUUUUAGGAUUCUGCAGCCUUAGUUAUUCAACUGCUCCACUACUAAAUAGUUGCUGUUUUUUGUCCCAGCAAGAGGGUGAGGAGUUGGACCACUGAGGUAGGAAAGAAGUUGCUGCACCAUAUCAACAUACCCUAGUGCUACUCAAGAAAUAUUUACUGUGCACAAAGUAGUCAGCCAGCCUAUAUGAUACAAAUAUGAUGUCUUUAUUUCUGAAGGCUUUCUGUCUUCACAUAAAAUCAAAACCUACAUAUUCAAAUGUGGAUAUGUAAUCGGAUCAGCAGUAGUUGAUAGCUUAAUAGCUGAAAACGCUGGCAGCAUUAAGAUAAAAUCAACAGUGUAAUUAAUUUUGAGUGAUGUAAAAAUGGAGAACUGAUUAAAAUGGUUAUACCGUAGUAAAAUAUGCAGGAACGAAAGACAAACAAAAUGAACCAUGGAAGGAGAAGGAGGGAAGUCGCUGGGAUAUUUAACAGUAUGUAAAAUGUUUAUUUUGAGAUGUAUAAUUAAAAUCUUAAUAAAAAUAGUUAUAAAAUAAAAUGAAGCUUAAUGAGCUGAAAAUGCAAAAUCCUGUAUACCUUUUUCAAUAAAGAGUACUCAUCAGUCCUCUUUCUUUCUGUAUCUAGAUGGAGUCAGCAUGUGUUUCGAUUCAUGAAGCUCUAAAAUCUGUCAUCGAUUCCCAGACUCAUUUUCGGUUGAGAGAAGCACAAGGCCGCAGCAGAGCAGAAGACUUAAACACACGGGUAGCUUAUUGGUCAGUAGGAGAAGCCAUCAUUCUUCUUGUAGUUAGCAUUGGGCAGGUAUUUCUUCUCAAAAGCUUCUUCUCAGACAAAAGAACCACCACAACUCGUGUUGGAUCAUAACUCAUGUUGAGAACAUGAGUUUGUAAAACCCACUGUUUGUAAAAAUAUAUAUGUAUAUAUACUGUUCUUCAAAUAAUUUCUAGUUACAAAGCAAUGAAACAUGGGGAACAUUUUUAAGUACCUUUGCCCUUCUUAAAGUUGCAAAACACAUGCUCCCUAAAAGCUGUGGGAGAAAAUAGCUUUUAAUGUGUGAUAUAUUGGUUUUCUCCUUCUGCUGAUAUGUGCUGAGACAUCUAAAUUAAGGUUGCUUUUUAAAAUAAAAAUAAAAAACAGCCUUUGAGACUAUUUGGUAGGAGCACAGCGCUUUCAAGAAAAUUCUUUGAAUGAUGAUUUAGAAGAUUGUCCAUAUUAAAAAUGCGUGGCAAUCAGAUUUUUUUCAAGUUUGAAAAGUGGGGGAAUAUAAAGAAAAACAAAUGUGGUUAAAUAUUGUCUCAGAGCCUUGUACUGCACUGUUGUGAUUUGCUAUGGAAACUGGUCUCAUUUUCUUGCAGAACCAUUUUGGGGGGGGCGGGGGGGAGAAUGUGUGUCUUCUUUUACAGUACUAAAUUUUAGGCUGAGAAUUCCAGGGCAACCAGUUCUCUGUACAAUGGAAAAAGCUGUGUGGGUUGUUCUUUUUUGAAUUUAUCUUUUUAAAUUAAACAAAUGAGGAGACUUUCUUGUAAUUCUGGAAGCUGAGUCUUUGAGCUUGUGGAGCUGCUUCAUUUUUUUUGAAGAUCUGAAAGAGAAUAGGCUGCGUCACAAAUAAUCUGUAGUCUGUCAGUGCCAUUUGGAAACAAGAAGAGUAAACUAAAGUGCACUGGGUUUAAUAUCUUGCGACUCAAAGCCAGUCUUGUAAUCUCUUUACUACUUGGGCAGUCCCAUGAGACCACGUUGGCCUAAAUGGUUUGAGAAUUGUAACCUAAAAUAAGUGGCUUAUCAAGCAACAUAUGCACAAUGCUGGACAUGAUUGUAUGACACCUGUGAAAGCUUAUUACAUUUGCCUAUUAAAAAAUCUAAAUAACGUUUUUUUGAAAAACUCUUUCUUCUGGGUGUAAUACAGUAAUGUGUCGCCUUGUCCUUGCUUCUACCACUUUGGGGUUAGAGGGCUGUAUUGAGGUUCAUGGGAGUUGGUUGCCAAAUAGCUGGUAUCCUUUGUGUAUGCCUAAUAGAGAACACCUUGCAUACCCCUGUAUGUGUGCAAGGUUGCUUGAAACAACAGUAAAAUGUGCAAUCAAAGUAUAAGUAACAUUAUUACCCCAGUCAUACAACACAUCUAUUUGAAAGUAAGCCUAAUUGAUUUCACCAGAAUUUGCUUCCAUGUAUUUAUAUUUUCUAUUGGAGAAUAAGGUUUGUUAGAAAGGAUAAAGAUACGUGAUUCCCAGUGUUUGUAAGCAUAUGAAUACCACUAAGCUCAAAAGCUUACAAGCACAAAAAUCUUAUCUGUGUCGAAUUGCCCUCUUAUGUAAUGUUGACUCCCUCUACUUUACCAUUGUAGAUGUUAAGAUAUAAAUCUUGGAAAAAUACAUGACAAAAUCUCCUGUCUUUUAAUGCUCUGUAACAACAAAGACUUAUUGUCUUGAGUUUAAAUGCUGAUGUGGUAUUAAAGGGAGGUGUGGAUGUGAUCUUAACACUGAGUGGUUCAACAUCCAGUUUUUUAAGCUUCUUAGUUUGGUUAGUUACUGAAGCUGUUUGAAAUGUCUACUUCACUACCACAUAGUGUGUGGGUGUAGCUUUUUAGAUACAACAUUGAUUGUGUAUUAGUAGCAAGGAAGAUCUCAGCGCUGUACUGGUUAAAGUCCUGCAGAAAUAACUUGGUGUACAGUGUUUUGUCUCCCACUUGAGCUUGAGUAAAAUAAAUUUCUUGACUGUA
This is a messenger RNA of Podarcis lilfordi (Lilford's wall lizard), 6249 nucleotides long. NCBI's taxonomy places the organism in Eukaryota, Metazoa, Chordata, Lepidosauria, Squamata, Lacertidae. The record is from the annotation of a GenBank genome assembly.